Astyanax mexicanus (Mexican tetra) is the source of this 723-nucleotide messenger RNA. Its product is annotated as NACHT, LRR and PYD domains-containing protein 2-like. The transcript has 5 exons. Gene Ontology annotation, molecular function: protein binding. The coding region runs from base 1 to 723 and encodes 240 amino acids. The record is from RefSeq and is a predicted model, not a curated record. NCBI's taxonomy places the organism in Eukaryota, Metazoa, Chordata, Actinopteri, Characiformes, Acestrorhamphidae.
AUGGAGGUGCAACACCUGGGCCAUCAGCUGUUGAAGACUGAUGCUGCACAGGAAGCCUGGACUUCUCUUACUGCAGCUCUAGGAAUGAAUCUCUUACUGCAGACAGAGCUGAACCUGAGCAGGAAUCCAGCAGGACUUUCAGGAGAUUCCAGAGUGAAACAACUGUGUGAUUUACUGCAAGACUCACACUGCAAACUGAGAAGACUCCAGAUCAAUAAUGAUGAUCUAACUGAAAAAAGCUGUUUAGCUUUAGCUACAGUUCUCCCCUCAUCCAGUCUGAGAGAACUGAACCUGAGUAACAACAACCUGCAGAAUUCAGGAGUGAAAAAGCUCUGUGAAGCCCUGAAAAAUCCUCUUUGUAAACUGGAAACACUGAGUCUUUCAUCCUGCAGUGUAACAGAGGAAGGAUAUUCUGCUCUGACUUCAGCUCUGAAAGCAAACCCCAAAUCACAUCUGAAAAAGCUGGAUUUCAGUGGGAAUGACCCCGGAGACAAAGGAGUUGAGCAGAUUACUUCUGUAUUUAUAUAUUCAAAGAAAACUCUGAGGCUGCUGAAAAGUGAUGCUGCAGAGGAAGCCUGCACUCUUCUUGAACAUAUUCUGAAUAAAAACCCUUUACUGCAGAGGAAGCUUGAUCUGAGCAAAAUUAACCCAAAAAAGAUCUCAGUUAAUCAGCUGUCUGCUCUACUGGAGGAUCCUCACUGCAGACUGCAGAACUUCACGUAA